Cryptomeria japonica (Japanese cedar) is the source of this 2353-nucleotide messenger RNA. Its product is annotated as factor of DNA methylation 1. The transcript is spliced from 5 exons. Gene Ontology annotation, biological process: gene silencing by siRNA-directed DNA methylation. The record is from RefSeq and is a predicted model, not a curated record. The coding region runs from base 234 to 1784 and encodes 516 amino acids. Lineage: Eukaryota; Viridiplantae; Streptophyta; Pinopsida; Cupressales; Cupressaceae.
AGUCAUUCGGACUGUAUUACCGGCGGUCAGGGGGAUCUUCUCCGUUAUACAUGCCACGACAAUUCGUUUCCGUGUGUGAUGAUUAUGGACACUGGGUGACGAGCUGGUUGUUGUUUUCUGCAGCUGAAGGCUUUGCUGGUUAGGUUUGGCUUUGAAAUAGGACUUGUGGAGCACCUAAUAGGGCCUAGAAAUUGGCAUCAUUCUGCUUUAUUCUGAACUGGGUUAGUGUUGCAAUGGAUUUGUCCAGUGAAAGUGACGGUGAUAUUAGUGAAUCUGAGAUUAAAGAAUAUGAAGAAAAAUCAUAUGAGGAUCUAGUGAAGGGAAAUCAUAUCAUAAAGAAUAUGGAUGGGACUUUGAGAUGUCCAUUCUGUAGAGGGAAGAAAAAACAGGAUUACAGAUACAAUGACCUGCUUCAACAUGCAAGUGGUGUGGGUGCUGGAAAAAGGGAAGCAGAAACUACCGGGUGCCAUAAAGCACUUGAGAAGUUCCUAAAAAAUAUGCUUGCAACUUCUGCUGAGCCACAAAAACAAAGGACUGUGCAUUUGGAGCAGGAAGCUCCACUCAGACCAAAUGAAGAAGAACUCAUUGUUUGGCCCUGGAUGGGCAUUAUUGUGAAUAUCCGUAGGAUAUUCAAAGAGGGAAAGUACAUUGGUCCUGGUAAUGGUGAGCUGAAGGAUAGAUUUUCUGGAUUCUAUCCAGCACAGGUUUGCGCAAUGUGGACUUAUGAAGGUCAUCAGGGCAAGGCUGUUCUUGAGUUUAAUAAAGACUGGCAAGGGUACAAUGAUGCCCUAUCAUUUGAAAGAUCCUUCAUUAAAAACCAUCGAAGCCGAAAGGAGUAUUAUGAGCAUGAACGAGAUCCUGGGAACGACUUAUAUGGAUGGGUUGCACGAGCUGAGGACUAUAAUUCUGGAGGUCCAGUUGGCAAACAUCUCCGCUUGAAAGGGGAUCUUAAGACUGUGGCACAGAUCAACAAUGAAGAUUUGCGAAAAAAGAAUAAGCUUGUGGAAGACUUGCAUAAUACAAUACAAGAAAAGAAUAAGCACCUAGUGACAUCAAAAGAGAAACUUUCACAGAUGGAAUAUCUCAUUGCAAUGACAGAAACAGCACGUUUAAAGGCAGAAGAUGAGAAACAGAAACUUGAGGAUUCUCAUAGAGAAGAGUUAAGAAGGGUAGAGCAAGACAUGCAAACCCAACGUAACAAUGACAUUGCGGAACGCUUGAAGCUAAGCAAGGAAUUGGAGCGUCAAAUCAAUGAAAGUGAGGAAAGGCGUAAAGAAUUAGAACAGCGAGAAGCUCAGAAUGAGUCUGAAAAGAAAAAAUUGGAGGAGGAGAAAAAAAGGGUCUACAGUCGCAGAGAAAAUUUGCAGAGGGCCAAUGCACUACAGAGGACACAAGAGGAGAAGCAGAGGCUUCUUAUUGAAAAACAUGAGAAACAAAAAAGGGACUUGUCUAUCGAGCUUCACCAACAAGCAAAAAAGUUAGCAGAUAGACAAAAAUUGGAAUCAGAGAUUGAACGUCUUGAGUCACUGAUAGAAACAAUUAAAGUAAAAGAUGGGAGCAGUUUGGAUCAUUUUAAAAAGAUAGAAGAUUUACAAAAUGAUCUAAAGGACAAGAAUGAUGAAAUGGAAAGUUUGCAAGACAUGAAUCAACAGCUGAUGAACAAAGAACGCCAAGCAAAUGAUGAACUGCAAGAAGCUAGAAAAACUGUUAUUCAGGUACCAAGUUUAACACAAUGCCCAAUAUCAAAAUUGGUUAUGGUCUUUUCUAUAUAUUUACAUUCUUAGUUUUGCUACAAAUGUUCCAUGUAUUUUCUUUCAAUGAAAAUGUACAUUGAGUUUGUUGUUAUGGAGUGUGGAUUGUAUUUUGCAGUUUAGAAUUUGGUUCUACUGAAAGAUGUGAGAUAUCACAACUGGUCAAAUGGGGAGCAAGAGUUAAUGGAAUUAGAUUGUAAGUUAGUGAUUAGUAUGGUUAAUUUGUAUUUUUUCAGUUAAAGAGACUUUUCCGGCCAACCUGUCUUAAGCCCCAUUUUUUGAGGGUCGGGGGAGUUGCAUUUCCUUGAAGAUGGAAUUGCCACUGAUUGGGGAGAGUUACUGAGGUCUAUUAAAGGCUAUUUUUAGUAGUAAUUUUGUUGUUUACAAUCUACCUUUUAACUACACUCACGAGGAGAGUUUUUGCUGUGAUAUCUGGGGAAUAGAUUUAGUAAGACAGGAAUGCAAGUGGCUGUCUAGAAGGGCCAUAGGCAUACUAAUCCUGUAUAUGCUACAUUUGUAGAUUCAGAAGGUAGCAGUUGUCAUUUUGACAGUGUACUUAUUAGUUUGAUUAAAUGUUCUGUGAAAUCAGCACACAAUUGUCU